AUGUCUAACUUGUUUUCCGGGAUCAAUGCCCGGCUGAGGGGAACCUCGAACAAGCAGAACAGCGGGAAAACCCCGGCGUCGCCCAUUUCUGAGGAUGGCCGAGUCAACUCGCCUCGGGGGCUAGGGCAGAGAAGCAAGUCGUCCAGCAAUCUGUCAGCAGCCAGCGUGUCUUCAGCCAGCCUGUCCUCCAAACUCCCGCCAUUGCCGACAUCUCCCGCACUCUCCCAAGCUAUCGGUAACAUGGCCUCCACCGGCGACGAGGUGCUGAGCUCGUAUCGCCUGCCUCAGCCACUCCCCUUGUGGCUGAACCCCGUCUAUGCAAAACAUAUCGUCAAGGGCAACUUUAUGACCCUCAGCAGCCGGCCCAAGUCAGUCGAGCAGGGCGAAUGGGUGGCACACCACGUGGUGGAGCAUUACCGGAACCUCUGGAAUUUUGUCCACGUCAUCUACGCCAAGGAAUCCAACGGAAAUAACCUUUGCAAUGCCACAACUUGCCCCCGCAUGUCCGCCGGACCGAACCACUCGUAUACCUGGCUUAACAAGAACGGCGACCGAUACGAGCGUGUCGAGCUGCCCGCAAUCGAGUACAUAGCGCUCAUGCAGCGCUGGAUCUCUAGCAAGACCGACGACGACAAGAUCUUCCCGACCGACGCGGCCGGCGUCUCCUUCUCCCACAACCCCAGCAUCGCCAACACCGCUCUCCUCACCAACGCCGACGAAUGGAUCGGCAAACGCAGCGGGUUCCCCAAGGACUUCGCCAGCAUCUGCAAGACCAUCUUCCUGCAGAUGUUUCGUGUCUACGCCCACCUCUACUGGGCUCACUUUGUCGAGCCCUUCUACCACCUCAACCUCGAGAAGCAGCUCAACAGCUGCUUCAGCCACUUCGUGCUGACGGCCACGGCGCUGGAUAUGCUCAAGCCCCAGGAGCUGGAGCCCAUGCAGCCCCUGAUUGACCUGUGGGCUGCCAACGGCACGUUCCCACCCGGGUCGAAGGCGUACGAGUAUGCCAAUCUGAAGGUGGGUACGCGGCUGCUGCAAAUGGCCGGAAUGGCUUGA
This is a messenger RNA of Dichotomopilus funicola, 1056 nucleotides long. RefSeq names its product Mob1/phocein. The coding region runs from base 1 to 1056 and encodes 351 amino acids. Gene Ontology annotation, molecular function: protein kinase activator activity. NCBI's taxonomy places the organism in Eukaryota, Fungi, Ascomycota, Sordariomycetes, Sordariales, Chaetomiaceae. The transcript has 4 exons. Gene Ontology annotation, biological process: positive regulation of protein phosphorylation; cell division; signal transduction. Gene Ontology annotation, cellular component: cytoplasm; nucleus. The record is from RefSeq and is a predicted model, not a curated record.